This is a messenger RNA of Sinocyclocheilus grahami, 2671 nucleotides long. Its product is annotated as Krueppel-like factor 5. Bases 266 to 1300 code for a protein of 344 amino acids. Lineage: Eukaryota; Metazoa; Chordata; Actinopteri; Cypriniformes; Cyprinidae. The transcript has 4 exons. Gene Ontology annotation, biological process: regulation of transcription by RNA polymerase II. The record is from RefSeq and is a predicted model, not a curated record. Gene Ontology annotation, molecular function: RNA polymerase II cis-regulatory region sequence-specific DNA binding; DNA-binding transcription factor activity, RNA polymerase II-specific.
GCAUUUGCGUAAUUUGUUUUGUCAAACGCGUUAAACGCUUGACAUCUCUGGCUGUCUGUCGUGUCGUUCUCAUUCGCGGUGUAUUGAAUGACGUGAUCUCCAGUUUAUUUCAGCAGAGGACAUGCGGUUAUGGGCAACGCUUUGUUGAGCAGGAUCCUCGGCUAGAAUAAAACACCUCUAAGAACUGAGCGAGGCAUUGAGAGAGGACGAUUACAGUGGAUUUAAUGACACUCCAUCAAAACAUCACAUUCUGAUCAGAAGAGACAUGGAUGGAUACCUGCCGCCUCAGUUUCAAGCGUUGUCAGACCAUAAGAAGUUUUGUCAAGACAAUUCCAUGACGAUGGACCAAGGCACACCUUACAGCAUAAACAUGAAUGUUUAUUUACCAGACGCCACCUACCUACGGACCGGCAUGUGUAGACCUGUGAGGUCUGCGGCACCACAGAUAAAGUCGGAACCUCUGCAUUCGUCUUUCAACUACUCCAGUUGCCAGGGCUCGGUAGCGUCCACCAUGACGCACCCAGAGUACACAAACCUCUACAGCCCAGCUGUGGAAACGGGUAGCAAUGUUUACAUCAAGCAUGAGACGCCAUCCCUCGAGUUCCCAGACGUUCCACUUUUUCAGCUGUUGAAUUCGGAGCUCGAGCCCAGUGUGCCUGGUGGCCACUCUUGCACAGAUUCCCACAAUGCCACAUGCCAUCCAAUGCCGACGUAUAACAGCAUUCACCCACAACCCAGCCAUAUUGCAGAAAGACCGCUUUGUAAUAUGAGCAGCAGUGGAUAUUCGCUACCUGCCCAGUUUGGUCAGCAUCCUCAGAAGAGGGCAGCCUAUCUACCACCCUCCCCUCCAAACUCAGAACCGGGCAGCCCUGACAGGAGGAAAGAACUCAUACAGAACUUAUCGCCACCUCCAUCAUAUGCUGCCAGCAUGGCAUCUAAAAUGGCAGGUCUUACCCCUGGACCAGCACUUUCUGUCCAAACACAAGCAGUACCUGCCCAAUACAACCGCAGAAACAAUCCCGAUCUAGACAAAAGGAGAAUACAUCACUGUGAUGUACCAGGAUGUAAGAAGGUCUACACCAAGUCCUCACAUUUGAAGGCUCAUUUACGUACUCACACAGGCGAAAAGCCAUACAAGUGCUCAUGGGAGGGGUGCGACUGGCGAUUCGCCCGCUCUGACGAGCUAACGCGCCACUUCAGGAAGCACACAGGGGCCAAACCUUUCCAGUGCGCCGUAUGUAGCCGUUGCUUCUCCCGAUCGGACCACCUGGCCCUCCACAUGAAAAGACACCAGAACUAGAGCCGCCCGCUCUCGUUGUUCUGACGGUGCCGUGGGAGGGCUAUCAGGACCUCUGUUGAUGAUACUAAUUAGGAUUUGGGUGUGUUGGUUAAUCUUGGGUUUUGGCAGUUCAUCAGGUACAACAGGACCAAACCCUGUCGUCGGUACGGCUCCUGUGGUCACAAAACCAGCUAAUUGAUGAGAACUUGGCUCAUUUGCCAGAUGGGACAUUCUUUUGACAUGUUUGUUUGUUUCUUUGUUUGUCUGCAUACUUAGAGAUCUUCUUUUAUGACUACUUUUAAUGUGCCUUUUUUACCUUGUAGAAUUGAGGUGCCACAUAAAAUGUACAAUGUUCAAGGACUUGUGGGCCGUUUUAAUCUUCUUCAAAGCAAUAUUCCAGGUUUAAUACAAUUUACAAUUAGUUGACAUCAUUUGUGGCAUAAUGUUGAUCAUGUUAAAAAAAUAUUGUUUACAUCUUGUGGCUAUACUAUUGAAACAUUGAACAUUUUAAUAUUUACAAGAUUGGCCCCAUUCACUUCUACUGUAAUUGUUCACUGUAAACCAGAUUUUGAAAGUUGAAAUACAUUUUUGUGGUAAUCUGCAUUAUGCCACAAAUUCUAUCAACUGAGUUGAACUUUUAUUGAACCCAGAAUAUUCCUGUAAAUGACUAUUCCUACUUGUAUCACAAGGUAAAUCAUAAAAUGAGCUGUAGUCUUGGUUGUAGAACCAAACUGAAGAACAGUCACGAGAAUGUGAGCCACAAAUGCAGAGUCACAAUGAAUUAACGUCUCAAGCAGCACUUGAUAAGAAACGUCAGAAAUUUGUGCAGGAGUCAUCGGGUAAUUAGAAAAUUAAAUGUAGCUUCAGAGCACCAAAGAGUUGGAUGAAGUCCAAAAUAUAUGUUUCGAAGAUGAUUCGCUUUACGUAGGCAAAAUGUUUGAAAGAGCACAAUCUGAACAUCGAUGGAACUCCUAUAUGUUAAUUCCUGUGUUUUACUGAAAUGCAACAAGUGGUACAAAUGCUGUAUUUUUCCUGGCAAGACGACAGGUUGGAUAUCGAUUACUUCCAUAGUUGUUUAUUUUCCUUACUAUGCAUUUGCUUGGGAUAAAUAAUAGCUUUAAAUGUACACAUGACGUGUAUUUAUUUUGCACAGAUUUUUUUUAUUAGUAUUUUAUAAAAUGUAACUCAGCGCUCACAUGAAAUGUGCACCGAGUUACUGGGAAGUGGUUUUAGAAAUCUUUGGUCAAACUAAUAAUGCUCUAAAUGGCCGCAUUAUGUGGAACAAUGUGGCAGCUGAUUGUUUACAUUAGUUGGUUUGGCUUAUGAUGUGUGUUACAUCUGUAUGUGUGGCCCCAUAAAACCUCUUAUUUUCCAUUACAGUGAUAAAAAUAA